AUGGCAACUGUGCAACCUUUGCCUUCAAUACCCGUGUUAUAUGGUAGUACAACGACAACUGAACAUCUAGAUUCUUGUGAGGCUUUGGAAUCAGCAGACUAUCAAUAUGAUAAUUCAAGUGAGAGCGAAGGAGAGGAGGUACUGUCCCCAGUUAUUAGCUAUGAUCAAUCUGAUGAGUCACAAACAAUGCCCACUGAUGAUAUACCUAACGUGGAAACGGCUACCGGAGUACCUCUACCAGCAGCUGAGCCAGAUAAUCCAGUGAUUCUGUUAGUACUACCAAAAGAAACCGAACUAAACGAUGAGGCCAGCAGAAUGAUCAAAUUUGAACCACACUGUAAGUUUACGCCACUGACGUUCAACCCGGUCGACAAGAAAGCAAGGGCUGCCGAUAACAACAAGCAAGCUGUGAUGAACGCUACUGAGGACACUAAGGACCCUCAGCAGCGAGGUGGACUAUCAGCUCAGUAUGCCGGCUGA
Molecule: messenger RNA, 480 nt
Organism: Sphaeroforma arctica JP610
Lineage: Eukaryota; Ichthyosporea; Ichthyophonida
Exons: 2
Coding region: 1-480 (159 amino acids)
Source: RefSeq, a predicted model, not a curated record